AUGCGACCACAGCCCGGUACCCGAAUCUUGUACAAUGGCCAGCCUGGCACUGUGAGAUACCUGGGCUCGGUAGACGGCACUAAAGGAGAAUGGAUUGGUGUCGACUGGGACGACCCGGAACGAGGGAAGCAUGACGGUGUCAAGAAUAACAAACGAUACUUUACAACCAGGUUAGAAUCUUUGGACAUGCCAGUAGCCCAAACCUCAUCCAUUGGAACCAGAUAUCCUCGUUCAGGGUCGUUUAUACGAAUAUCGCCUGCGGUGAAAUAUGGAACAUCUUUCCUGGAGGCCGUGCAGUCCAAGUAUCUGGAAGACCUUCAUGGUUCUGAAACACAAGAAACAGUCAUCCUUGGUUCGUCCCUAGGCGCCAUCGAGGUUGAGGCUGUUAAUCUCGAUAAGAUUCGAAGCAAGCUGGCUCGGCUGGAUCGAUUGCGGAAUUAUGGAAUGGGCCUUCUCAAUCUCGGGACGCAGACAUCAGAUACCUCAAUCUCUCGCUCUCUUUGGUCUAUGACUGGAAAGACAUCACAUCCAUUUCCUCUGAACUGGUGUAUCUCGACCAGCUCGCACUCAAGUUUGUACUCGAUUUGCACAGAUGAAGACGCAUUCCUAGGAUCGCCAUUCCCAAACCUUACCGAACUCGAACUUAAUGAUAUCCGUUUAAGCUGGGAAGCUAUCCAGUCGAUCAUUGCCCAUAUGCCUCGCCUACAAUCACUUGAAGUCGGCUUUAACAAUUUCACAGCACUUGGAUCAUCUCCAAUACCACACAAUACCCUCCAGACCCUUAACUUGGAUAAUAACGCCCUGUCAGACUGGGUCGAUCUAGCAACGACUAUAGACACGUCGUUCCCAUCCCUGGAGAAAGUCAUCCUCACGUCCAACAAGUUCUCGGCGAUCCCACCAAAUGGUGGUGGCGCAGCCCUCUUUCAGAUCAAAUACCUGGCACUCGCGUCAAAUGCGCUUUCUUCUUGGUCAGACCUGGAGAAUUUAUCUCGCUGGCUACCUGGUAUACGCACUCUCUCAUUGAGAAUGAGCCCCAUCACAACCGAGGCUCAUGCUCGAUCCCGAGUCAUCGCCUACUUUCCUACUCUCCAUGUUUUGGACGGCACAAAUAUUUCGAGCAGAGAACGGUCCGAUUCAGAGAUUUUGUACCUUGGUGAUGUCGCCAAAACGCUCGGGGAUGUGCAAGAAGGAACUCUCCCAUUCAGAUGGCAUGAACUUUGCGAAAUCCACGGCAAUCCAAACGCCUCUGCGCCCAAGCAGGAUGAAGACAAGUUGGGGUCCAAAUUGAUCGGUAUCUGGACGUCCAACCAAGGACACGGAUGUAAGCGACCAGGGAGAAUCAUUGACGCUGACCGUACUUCCAAGUAUGGCUCUCCGUAG
Molecule: messenger RNA, 1380 nt
Organism: Coprinopsis cinerea okayama7#130
Lineage: Eukaryota; Fungi; Basidiomycota; Agaricomycetes; Agaricales; Psathyrellaceae
Product: tubulin-specific chaperone e
Exons: 8
Coding region: 1-1380 (459 amino acids)
Biological process (GO): mRNA splicing, via spliceosome
Molecular function (GO): U2 snRNA binding; protein binding
Source: RefSeq, a predicted model, not a curated record